AUGGGUGUCUCCAGGCCCUUCUCCGAAGAGGGGCCCGACGAUGACGCCUCGGCCCUCACUUCCUCGUCGCCGCCCACGACAUCGCUGUCUCUUACUCCCCAGAAAUGCUGUUGUAGUGACGACUCAAAUGCCCUCCUGUCUAGCAAAGUCUGCGAUGUCUUGCGAGAAGGAAGCUCCAUCCGAAAGAGUUAUGGAAGGAGUGAGAGAACUUACAAGAGACGUAUCCAUGCUCCAAGCAUCCACGCCCUCUCACAAGACUACCUCUACGCAGGUCACCUUACGACAGCGUCCUGGGAUGCCUACCAGGUGCCUAGGAGCCAGUACCACCUUGAGAAUGCCCAACAAGAUAAGACCCCAAAGGCCUGCUUCGCCUCUACUUUGAACCUGGUGGGCAUCCGAGGAACCCAACAGGCUGGCUCUGACUCUGCUCUGACACCCGGGUAUAGCCUUAACCUUUGCGGAAGGAAAUGGAUGUGCAAUGACAACGGAGGUGUGGUUUUGCUCUAUUUCAAGGCAGCGGGUGUUCCCAAAGAUCUCGAGGACAGCCUUUGCCCACCAAGCACGUCGGCUCCGCCCCCACUCCGGGGCCGGCGGGGGUUCAGCGAAGAAAUCGCCCAUUCUAACUUUGACGGGUUCUUCGAAAUAAAUGUCCUAAAAAGUGUCACGUAA
Ilyonectria robusta is the source of this 669-nucleotide messenger RNA. RefSeq lists its product as uncharacterized. The transcript is spliced from 5 exons. Bases 1 to 669 code for a protein of 222 amino acids. NCBI's taxonomy places the organism in Eukaryota, Fungi, Ascomycota, Sordariomycetes, Hypocreales, Nectriaceae. The record is from RefSeq and is a predicted model, not a curated record.